UUGCCAUUCAUUUACUACCGCAUCUAAGGAUUUUCCAACACUCAUCAAAUUUUUAUAAAAAUCGACAUCGGAUACAAAUGGAUUCACCAAAAGGUCGGUACCUGAUUCACUCUCCAUGACUCGACAUAACCUUCAAAGUCACAUUUCUUGGUUGAUACAGAACAAAGUUACUGCCCCCGCUGGAGCCCAAAUCAGUGCAUUUGCAACCUUGCCGGACACGAUUGGGUUCGGAUUUGGGAGUUUUGGCAAUUUCGAGGACGAAAUUACUGUGCAUGAAACAAGAAAUACACCAACUGCUCCGAUUCGAAACCGUCGAGUCGAAGAAAUCUCCAAUGUUGUGGCGAAUUCACGAUCACCUCGUCCUCGUAUCCUCACUCCGAUAACACAAUCUACACCAGAUCCUGGGGAUGAAUUGGUGGAUCCGGAUAUGGGAAAACUCACAUCAGCACGGAAGACGACUAGACCAAGUCUCAUAAGUCAAAACAAACAAUUUGGGACCCCUUCCUCUACGACCAGCUCAUCCCUUACGAGAAGUUACAAGUUACAAUGUAAUGAAAGUGGUAUGUGGAUGUGAUGUGUCUCGGUUCGUGCCUCAAUUGACUCUUCUAGGCACCCCUUCCAGACCCAUAUCAACGAGAGAACCAAGAGGUUUGACACCCCGCCCAACACCCUUACCGAAAACAAGAUUCAAUUUCGACAAUGUGGAAUCUAUAGAUCUUACGGGCGAUGAUCUGGCUGGAGUCCCCCCCAUUGGAUCCUCUAGUACUGUGGAAGCUUUUGAAGAUGCUUCUGUUGUAUUGUGGGACGAGGGUUCAGCGUCCCGACCAGAACCUUUGAAGAAGGCGAAGAAAAGGAAAAGCGAAGAUUUAUCUAUGACACAGUCUCCUAGGAAAUCCAAGAAUAUACCAUCAGUACGCUCAACAGAAGUGCAAGACGAGGAACACGAUUCGUUUUUGGACAUCGACGAAUUGGGAUUACCAGGGCCAUCGUUUCGAGAUACCCUGCCGGACUCUCAGCGAACAAUUGUUCCACCUAGAAAAGUGGAGGAAUGCCCUGACCUGAAUCACUUGGAGGAAAUCGACAUGGUUCGAGAAAUGAUGUCUCAGGCUGGGCGUGCGAAAUCCAAGGUCAGAAGCAGACAAAACUCAGAGGAUAUCUUUAUAGAUAAAAGAUCAAUCCCAAGAACGACGCCCGCCCCUACGAUGAGCUCUCAAAAACACAUUACUCCUCGUAGCGUGCGAUAUAUGUCACCAGUUCAAGUACGAGCGUCUCCUAGUACCAAAUCCCGUGAACAUUGGGCAACAAAAACACCGUCACCGCUCAAACGCCAAAGGCUUAAGCAAGAAAUACUCGACUCAGAGGAUGAAGACGUUUUGUCAGAGGUAGAAGCAAGAGUAAGCUGCUCGCCUUGCCGACCAUUGAUGAAAACACCCAAAGAACUUCAUAGCACGCCAGACAUGCAUGCAAUCUCUACGAAUUUGAUGCACGAGAACGAUGAAGUGACGCCUGCAAAGAAGAGAUUCACUAGCCCUUUGAAACUAAUAUCACAAAAUGCAUCAUUUCGUCUGGAGAAUGAGCCAUCUUCAUUUCAACGCGAUUCCCCGACCAAGUAUAUGACUUCACAGAAAUUGCCACAGCGAGGCUCAAGCCAAUAUUCAUCGGUUUCUCUGGGUCUUGAAGAAAAAAGGGUUGUGGGUUUAUACUUGAAAAAUCCGUCAGCACUUGUGCCUUUUCAAAAUCACCUGGACAAUAUUCUCAGCCAGAAUUACGAGGCGCUCCAAGUCUAUCUUGAGGAUGGGGAGCACCCUCCAGAAGAGAUGGUGUGUGAGCGAAAAGCUAUACUGGAACAGAAAAAGGCCCUAAAGACUCUUACAGAUAGCUUUGAAGGUCUUCAGGAUCUCGCUUCAAAAACAACAGCUGCAUUGCGUAGGGUGAUGACCCUUCUAGAAGAGGGUAUUACUAAUAGUGCAGAAGAAGCACAGUCUCGCGUGCUAACCCGGGAGCUAUCAGAAGAGAAGAAAGAGUGUUGGCGGCUAUUAGAUGCCUCUGGCGCAAUAAACUACGGAUUCGGGUCUAUUCCUUUUACAAAAACUCCACUUCCUACUCACGCGUCAAGUGCAAAUUCGAGUGGGCAAGUUGGUCUGCAGGCCCAGGUUCCUCCUCUUACGCGUGAAUCGUCAAGCACGGCAAGGGACUUCAGGCAGGACUAUCCAAUAUCUAAUUUUCAAAGACCCCCGAACUUAAGGGAACAGGAACCCCAGUGUGCAGAGUCAUCUCCUGUAAGACAAACAUCGCCUUUCAGAUCGAUGGUUCCCGGAAGUAACUACUCGAGGCCCGGUAUUUCCGUGAAACAACCGACUUUUACCAGGCAAUCUUCGCCAACAGAUUACGGUGUUGAUGAUGAGUUGCUCUGUCGUUUGCUUGAAGACGAGGAGCAAAUUAUGGAAGAGACUCGUGUAGCUGACAAUAAAUCAGAAGGACAUGUGGAGGAGGAAGAUUAUGGGGAUUCUGAUGACGACGCUUUGAUCUCUUUCGCGCAACAAGUUGAGCAGAAUAGCUCUUUCAAGGAAAACUCGGCGAAAAUUUCGCUUAAUUCCACUUUGCAAGAUGCAUCAAGAAACUCAUUCAAAAGUUCAAAGCGUGAUAACUCAAACUCCGCCAAGCCCAAAGAUAUGUAUUCAACAGUGGACUCUUCAUAUGCAGAUAGGUACCGCUAUGCAUGGUCGAAAGAUGUCAAGAAGGGGUUGAAAGAUCGCUUUCGUUUAACAGGCUUUCGACAGAACCAGCUGGAGGCAAUUAAUGCUACCUUAGCGGGGCGUGAUGCAUUCAUACUGAUGCCCACUGGCGGCGGAAAAUCUUUGUGUUAUCAACUGCCUGCAAUUGUACAAUCGGGCGCAACGAAGGGUGUUACAAUUGUGGUUUCCCCUCUUUUAGCUCUCAUGCAUGAUCAGGUCGACCAUCUCAGGAGACUUCGCAUUCAGGCAUAUUUGUUUAAUAGUGAAUCAACUAGGGAGACAAAGCAGGAACUAUUCACCGGUCUAAGCCAAAGUAAGCCAGAGCAAUUUGUCGAGCUACUAUACGUCACGCCAGAGAUGAUCAACAAAAGUAGUGUUAUUCAAUCGAAAUUAGAUGGUCUGUAUGCCAAAGAGCGACUUGCCCGCAUUGUCAUCGACGAGGCUCAUUGUGUUAGCCAAUGGGGUCAUGACUUUCGACCAGACUACAAAAGCCUUCAUGAGCUUCGUGAAAGAUAUCCUGGGGUGCCAUUCAUUGCCUUAACUGCCACUGCAACAGAAAGGGUAAAGAAAGAUGUUAUUCACAAUCUUGGAAUGCACAACUGUGACCAGCUAAAACAGAGUUUCAACCGACCUAACAUUUACUAUGAGGUCCGACGUAAGACGGGCAAAGGAUCAACGGCGGCAAUGUUUAGUGAGAUAACAACCAUGCUUUCUGUCGACUACAAAAACCAGAGUGGAAUCAUAUACUGUCUCUCUCGUGAUAAUUGCGAAGAGGUGGCCAAAAAGCUACGAGGCCAAGGGAUCAAGGCUCAUCAUUUCCAUGCGGGUAUGGCAGCCGAAGACAAGAAAGAUAUCCAACACCAAUGGCAGGUAGGUGACAUUCAAGUUGUUGUGGCAACUAUUGCGUUUGGUAUGGGCAUUGACAAACAAAAUGUGCGAUUUGUCAUCCAUUAUUGCCUUCCCAAGACUUUGGAAGGUUAUUACCAGGAAACGGGGCGAGCUGGUCGGGACGGCAAACCGGCGUCUUGUUUCCUCUACUAUGGAUUUCAAGAUACCCAGAUUUACAGAAAGAUGAUUGACAAGGGAGAUGGCAGCCCAGAUGUCAAAAACGAGCAGCGUCAAAUGUUGGAAGCUAUGGUACGAUUCUGUGACAAUCGCAUUGAUUGCCGCAGAGUGCAACUCCUACGGUAUUUUGGUGAGACUUUCAAAAAAGAGGAGUGUCGUAAUUGUGACACAUGCAAUUCCAAUGACAUUUACGAGGAACGCGAUUUCAGUAGUGAGGCUCGAAAGGUUAUCAGUGUUGUUAGUCAAGUACACGGAAAUUUUGCUAUAGGUCACUUUUCCGCCAUCCUGGAAGGCAAGGCAAUAGCAAAGGUCAAAUCUGAGAAUCAUCAUGAAUUCGAUGAAUUUGGCUCACUAAAACAUAUGGGAAAAGCGGAGAUUGAACGACUUAUUGAGAAACUCAUACAGUUUGGAGGCCUCCAAUUCCGCGCCAUCAAGAAUAGGGGUGGAUUCCAUAAUGAUUUUGUUUUUGUAAGAGCAAAGAGCAAUCCAUCUCAAGCAAUGUGCAAGCGCUAACCAAUCCCCAAGCUAGGGCCCAAAUAUAGGCAGUAUAUGUCUAAAAACCUAAAACUCCCCCUGCAAACUAGGAUCUCGACAUCCCCAAAUGCAGCUUCACGCAAGACCUCAAAAAGCAAACCCAAAAGGCAAGCACCACCGCCGUCCACGUUACUUACUUCGCCAAUCGCCGAAACUCGACCUAGUAGAAAGGGCAAAGAACGUUACAUCGAAGACGAUAUCGCCAUGACUGAUGAUGAUUUUCAUCCAAGCACCUAUCCUCAGCAUGACCCCCCUGCUUCCGACAGUGUUGAAAGUUCCGAGGAUGAUGCGUUCGAGCCAGCGAGAGGGGCUAGUAGAAGCAUGUGCGGUAGCAGACAAGCUAAUCGUAUUGGGCCACCGAUCACAGUUGAUGAAGAGAUGAAGAGGCUGAAUCCAGUGCAUCGAGAUGUUGUUGAUGAUUUCGUUCAGCAAGCCAAGACACUAGAAGAAUCAACCCGGAAUAGGAAUGGUCACAGGAAACCGUAUUUCACGGAGCUCGAGUUCAGACAAAUGGCAAUUCGCUGGACUACAAGCACGGCUUUAAUGGCACAAAUCCCUGGGAUCAGCAAAGAAAAUAUACAUGCCCACGGCAUGCGAUUUUUAAAGUUGUUGGAGGAAAGCCAUUUUUCUUAUAGGCAGAUGAUGGACCCAAACUUUAAGCCAGAUAAAAACCACUUGAUAGUCGACUUGGUGAGCGAUGGUGACGAAAGUGACAUGGAAGAUGAGUACGCAGAGCAGUCGGAAGAGCCUUCUCGGUACUUUCACCAAGUCAACCCCGACGUGCAAGCAUUUAAUGAGCGAAUGGAGGUGGCAGCACAAGUUCCGAGGACCCAACCCACAGAAGCUGAUUCAUCUAGAAACUCGAAUCAGAAAAGUUCUCAUGGUUAUAAAUCGAAAUCUCGAUUUAACAACUACAGGCGGAAGAGUGGCGGAUCGACGUCAAGCAAGGCAGGGUCGAGCAGUGGUGUUACGAAGAAGCGAGCACCUACGAGUAGCAGGAAAAGCACAGCAUCCAAGGAAUCAAGUUUAAUGUCAAAGUUUGGCAGAAGUGGUGGAGUUGGUGGUAGUGGUAUAAAUCCUAUGCCGACGUGAGAUGAGGAGAUUGCAAGCCGUUGGUAGCGACCGGCUCUCAUUUUCUUGGCGAUAUCUUUCUUUUAAAUCACGGCAUGAGUUGCAUGGGGAUGGGCCGGAGUUCCGAGGGUUCGGGUUUGAUUUGCUCUUUAGCAUAGAAGUUAGCAUUUUGGGAUUUUCCGGCUGUGCAUGGCUGGUUUUACGACGUAUAUUUCAUGACUCGCAGAUUAACGCUGAUAUUAGAAACAUUUUUAUAUUCACUGCACAAUGGCUAUUGCCGUGUAGUUUGUGAGAAGCCUAGGUGGGAACGGCAUAUCAUGACAUGGCAUAGCUUAAAAUUUAUCCCAUGAUAGAUA
This is a messenger RNA of Sclerotinia trifoliorum, 5761 nucleotides long. NCBI's taxonomy places the organism in Eukaryota, Fungi, Ascomycota, Leotiomycetes, Helotiales, Sclerotiniaceae. The record is from the annotation of a GenBank genome assembly.